This is a messenger RNA of Oryzias latipes (Japanese medaka), 9597 nucleotides long. RefSeq names its product receptor-type tyrosine-protein phosphatase delta. Gene Ontology annotation, molecular function: protein binding; protein tyrosine phosphatase activity. Gene Ontology annotation, biological process: protein dephosphorylation. Lineage: Eukaryota; Metazoa; Chordata; Actinopteri; Beloniformes; Adrianichthyidae. The record is from RefSeq and is a predicted model, not a curated record.
AGGUGUUUUUGAGUGCUGCUAGAAUCUGCCCGCGCGCGCUGGUUGCUGCGUUUCCUUCAAAAGAAAGAAAGAAAAGAAAGAAACUGAGCUCCCUCAGUCUUUUAUUUCUUAAUUUAUUUUGCCGCCCUCAUUGUCUUUGUCGGCAGUCAUAAAAUAAAGCAGUUUAGCUGGUGGUCUGAACAUUUUCCCCCUUUCAUCUUUUUUUUUUCCUUCUUCUUCCUUCCUGUGUGGGAAUAAGAGAAGCAUUGCUGUUUUCUGACUUUGAGGGGAAGAGAGAAGAGGCUCCUCUGGAAUUUCCUCAGGAAUUUGAUGUGGACAGCUCCGGCUUUGUGUUCUUCCGCCUGAGGUUUUCUAAUGUAACCAACUUCUCCACACUAGGGAAAUUCAGAGGAGUUCUGUUCUUUCACCGCUCUGGUCUGAGGCAGCAAUUGCAACAGCUUAUUUUAAACUGGUGGGGUCAAAGGGGGGGCAGUGACUUAAGUGGUGUGUCGGCGAGGUGAAACUGCAGCGGCGGGCAGCAUGUUGGCAUUUGCUUGAACCCAACAAAGAAGCCUUUGUUCUUGUUCUCUUUCCUGAGAUGUCAACCACCAGAUGAGACCUGCAGCAGGUCUCAGGAGAGAGAAUGCUCCAUGACUUUCACACCUUCAACCUCAAGCUUGGAAGUUGCAGCACUCUUUCAUGUUAAUGGACCCAACGAUUACCCUCCACAGUCUGUGCAAAACAUGCAUGGAAGCCCCAGCUUUUACACUCUUGGAAAAGCAGCUUGAGUUCUGAAAGGCUGUGAAUACCCUGCAUCUGAGAAAUCAGACCAGACUGACUCACAGGGCUCUGUGAGCCAGUGCCACCGAGGCUGCCAAAGCAUGCUGGUGCCAAGCUGUCCCACCAUGCACAGAGCCAGACCCACGCUGCUGCUGCUGCUGCCGCCGCUGCUGCUUGUCCAGGGUCUGCUCCUCCACCUCGCCGACGCUCAAACACCACCAAAGUUUUUAAGAACCCCCAAUGAUCAAACAGGCGUGCAGGGAGGUGUGGCAUCCUUCAUCUGCCAAGCCACGGGAGACCCGCGGCCGAAGAUUGUGUGGAACAAGAAGGGGAAGAAAGUCAGCAACCAGAGAUUUGAGGUAGUGAUAGAGUUCGACGACGGCUCUGGUUCGGUGUUAAGAAUUCAGCCAUUGCGCACGCCUCGAGACGAAGCCAUAUAUGAAUGUGUCGCCUCCAACACUGUUGGAGAGAUAAGCGCUUCCACCAGACUCACAGUUUUACGUGAGGACCAGCUGCCCCCUGGUUUCCCCACCAUAGACAUGGGCCCACAGUUGAAAGUGGUAGAGCGAACACGCACUGCCACCAUGCUCUGUGCUGCCAGCGGCAACCCUGACCCAGAUAUCUCCUGGUUCAAAGACUUUCUCCCUGUCAACACCAGCAACAACAAUGGCCGCAUUAAACAGCUCAGAUCAGAAUCCUUUGGUGGUACACCAAUAAGAGGAGCCCUCCAGAUAGAGCAGAGCGAAGAGUCUGACCAGGGGAAGUAUGAAUGUGUGGCGACCAACAACGAUGGAACCCGUUAUUCUGCACCAGCUAAUCUAUAUGUGAGAGAGCUACGAGAAGUACGCCGGGUGCCACCACGAUUCUCCAUUCCACCCACAGACAAUGAAAUCAUGCCAGGCGGCAGUGUUAAUAUCACAUGUGUAGCAGUUGGCUCUCCUAUGCCAUAUGUCAAAUGGAUGCUGGGUGCGGAAGACCUCACUCCCGAGGACGACAUGCCUAUUGGACGGAACGUGUUGGAGCUCACCGACGUCCAACAGUCUGCCAAUUACACAUGUGUGGCCAUGUCAACCCUCGGGGUGAUAGAGGCUGUAGCUCAGAUAACUGUAAAAGCGUUACCCAAGGCUCCAGGCAUCCCAGUUGUGACCGAGCGUACAGCCACCAGCAUAACACUGACUUGGGACUCUGGUAAUCCUGAACCAGUUACCUACUACAUCAUCCAGCACAAGUCCAAGUACUCAGAUGAUUUGUACAAGGAGAUUAAUGGAGUAGCCACAACCAGGUACAGCGUGGGCGGCCUUAGUCCCUACUCUGAUUAUGAGUUUCGAGUAGUGGCGGUUAACAACAUUGGGAGAGGGCCGCCCAGCGAGAGCAUUGAGGCCAAAACAGCUGAGCAGGCACCCAGCACAGCGCCACGGCAUGUCCGAGGUCACAUGAUGAGCGCCACCACAGCUGUUAUCCAGUGGGAUGAACCAGAGGAGGCCAAUGGGCAGAUUAUGGGGUACAGAGUCUACUACACCAUGGAUCCCACCCAACACGUUAACAUUUGGGAGAAGCAGAUUGUUCGGGGGUCGAACUUUGUCACCAUCCACGGCCUCAUCCCAAACAAGACGUACAAUAUCAAGGUCUUGGCGUACACCUCCGUGGGCGAUGGGCCACUUUCGCCAGACCUGCAGAUCAUCGCCAAAACUGGAGUUCCCUCCCAGCCAACCGACUUUAAAGGAGAAGCGAAAUCAGAAACAAGUGUACUACUUUCAUGGAACACUCCGUCACAGACUGGACAAGAAAAUCAAGUCACAGGAUAUGAACUCAUUUACAGAAAGAGAGACGACAAAGAGGAGAAACAAAUCAGCUUUGAACCAACAACCACUUACCUCCUGAAAGACUUGAAGCCCUUCACCACUUACACUUUUCGACUGGCGGCCCGUAGUAAACAUGGAGUUGGAGCUUACACCAGUGAGAUCUCUGCAGAAACUCCACAGACACAACCUGCAGGCCCGCCUGAAGAAGUAAAGUGCUCUAGCCCCAGCUCCACCAAAAUCCUGGUAAGUUGGCGGGCACCCCCUGUGGAAUUACGAAACGGGAUCAUAACGCAGUACACCGUCAGCUACGCUCCAACUGAAGGGGAGGAUACAGCUGCCCGUCAAAUCUCCAACAUCCCCCCAGAAAGCUCCCAGUACCUUUUGGAGAACUUGGAAAAAUGGACAGAGUACCGUGUGACGGUCACUGCUCACACAGAUGUUGGAGCAGGACCGGAGAGCCUGCCACACCUCAUCCGCACGGAGGAGGAUGUUCCUAGUGGGCCACCUCGUAAAGUUGAGGUGGAGGCUGUCAACUCCUCAUCAAUUAAAGUUAUCUGGCGCUCACCGGUGCCCACUAAGCAGCACGGUCAGAUCCGAGGAUACCAGGUGCACUAUGUCAGGAUGGUUAAUGGGGAGCCCACAGGACAGCCAGUCAUCAAGGACAUCCUGAUUGAUGAUGCUCAGUGGGAAUUUGAAGAUUCAACUGAACAUGAAAUGAUCAUCACAGGGUUGAUGGCUGAGACCACAUAUUCAGUUACAGUGGCAGCUUACACAACAAAGGGUGAUGGUGCACGCAGCAAACCCAAACUCAUCACCACCACCGGUGCAGUUCCAGAGAAACCACGACUCAUGGUCAGUACAACCAACAUGGGCACAGCUCUCCUCCAGUGGCACCCCCCCGCAGUAACUCACGGACCUUUGCAAGGCUACCGCCUUCGCUUUGGCCGCAAGGACGUGGAUCCACUGACUGUCAUCGAGUUCCAGGAACGAGACAACCACUACACAACAAGCGAGAUCCAUAAAGGGGCCUCAUACACCUUUCGCCUUUCAGCCCGCAACAAAGUUGGCUUUGGUGAAGAAACGGUCAAAGAAAUCACCACAAAUGAGGACGUCCCUAGUGGCUACCCUCAGAACAUCAAAGCAGAGGGGGCUACCACUUCCACCAUUCAGGUUAGCUGGCAGCCUGUUUUACUGGCAGAAAGAAAUGGCAAAAUAGUGAAAUACGCGCUCCAAUACAAAGACAUCAACAGUCCACGCAGUCCCUCAGAACUCUUCAUCACCGCACCUGAAUCAACGGUUGUCCUGGAUGGCUUGAGGCCUGAUACCACUUAUGAUAUUAAAAUGUGUGCCUUCACCAGCAAAGGCUCUGGUCCUUAUAGCCCAAGUGUCCAGUUCAGAACACAGCCUGUGGAUCAAGCAGUGUUUGCAAAAAACUUUCACGUCAGAGCUGCUAUGAAGUCAUCGGUGUUACUAACGUGGGAAAUUCCAGACACCUACAACCCAGCACAACCGUUCACUAUCCUUUACGACAAAGGGCAAAGUGUUGAGGUUGAUGGGAGGUUAACGCAGAAGCUGAUCACAGGUCUUCAACCGGAGACACAGUAUUCUUUCCUCUUGACCAACCGUGGCAACAGUGCUGGAGGUCUGCAGCAUCGAGUGUCUACCAUGACGGCCCCGGACGUCCUACGCACAAAGCCAUACCUGAUUGGAAAGACCAACUCCGAUGGUAUGGUGACUGUGGAGUUGCCGACAGUGCAGACAUCGGAAAGAAUCAGGGGCUAUUAUGUUGUAGUUGUGCCUCUAAAGAAACAACGCACUGGGAAGUUUCUAAAACCCUGGGACAAUCCGGAUGAGAUGAAUUUGGAGGAGCUACUGAAGGAGAUAAAUCGAACAAGCAGGGGCCUUCGGUUUCAGAGACACGCCGAACCCAAAGCCUACAUCGCUGCCUACUUCAAAGACCUGCCCAAAGAGUUCACACUGGGAGAUGGCAAGAUCUAUGGAGACUUUGAAAACAAGCAACUCCAGAAUGGCCAGGAAUACGUCUUCUUUGUGCUUGCUGUCCUGGAGAUGUCAGAAAACAUCAUGUAUGCCACCAGCCCUUACUCUGACUCAGUCAUUUCGGCCGACAUUGACCCCCAACCAAUCAUCGACGAGGAAGAGGGUCUGAUCUGGGUGGUGGGCCCCGUACUUGCAGUUGUCUUCAUUAUAUGCAUCGUCAUUGCUAUUCUUCUAUAUAAGAGCAAACCAGACAGGAAACGAGCAGAAACUGAAGCUCGGAAAGGCAGCCUCCCCAACAGCAAAGAAAUGCCUCUUCACCACCCCACUGAUCCUGUUGAGCUGCGUCGUCUCAACUUCCAAACACCAGGUUCAGGUGCGUCCAGUCACCCCCGUAACCUCCAUUUGUCAAGUAUGGCCAACCAUCCUCCGAUCCCCAUCAGCGAGUUGGCAGAUCAUCUGGAGCGUCUGAAAGCCAACGACAACCUCAAGUUUUCACAGGAAUACGAAUCCAUUGACCCUGCCCAGCAGUUCACAUGGGAGCACUCCAACCUGGAGGUCAAUAAACCGAAGAACAGAUAUGCCAACGUGAUUGCCUACGACCACUCCAGAAUCCUGCUCUCAGCUAUUGAUGGAAUCCCAGGAAGUGAUUACAUCAAUGCCAACUACAUAGACGGCUACAGGAAGCAGAAUGCCUACAUCGCCACACAAGGGCCUUUACCAGAGACAUUUGGGGAAUUCUGGAGGAUGAUCUGGGAGCAGAGGAGCGCAGUCGUUGUCAUGAUGACCAAACUAGAGGAGAGAUCCAGGGUAAAAUGUGAUCAAUACUGGCCCACCAGAGGGACCGAGACGUACGGUCUCAUCCAGGUUUCCCUGCUGGACACAGUAGAGUUGGCGACGUACUGUGUCAGGACGUUUUCACUUUUCAAAAACGGUUCAAGUGAAAAGAGAGAGGUGAGGCAGUUCCAGUUCACUGCGUGGCCAGACCACGGGGUACCCGAGCACCCUACCCCAUUCCUGGCCUUCCUGAGGCGAGUGAAAGCUUGUAAUCCUCCAGAUGCAGGGCCUAUGGUGGUACACUGCAGUGCCGGGGUGGGACGCACAGGCUGCUUCAUCGUCAUCGACGCCAUGCUGGAGCGCAACAAGCACGAAAAGACGGUGGACAUAUACGGGCACGUGACACUAAUGCGUGCCCAGCGCAACUACAUGGUACAGACAGAAGACCAGUACGUCUUCAUACACGACGCGCUCCUGGAGGCCGUCAACUGCGGCACCACCGAAGUGCCCGCCAGAAACCUAUACGCCUACAUCCAGAAACUGACCCAGAUAGAGGGCGGAGAAAAUGUCACCGGCAUGGAACUGGAGUUUAAGCGUUUAGCUAACACUAAAGCCCACACAUCACGAUUCAUCAGUGCCAAUCUCCCCUGCAACAAGUUCAAGAACCGCCUUGUCAACAUAAUGCCAUACGAGUCCACGCGAGUGUGUCUUCAACCUAUUCGAGGGGUCGAAGGCUCCGACUACAUCAACGCCAGCUUCAUAGAUGGCUACAGGCAACAGAAAGCUUACAUUGCCACACAGGGACCACUGGCAGAGACUACAGAGGACUUCUGGAGAAUGCUCUGGGAACAUAAUUCAACCAUUGUUGUCAUGCUCACCAAGCUAAGAGAAAUGGGCAGGGAAAAAUGCCACCAGUACUGGCCAGCAGAGAGGUCGGCCAGAUACCAGUACUUUGUGGUGGAUCCCAUGGCGGAAUACAACAUGCCCCAGUAUAUUCUGAGGGAGUUCAAAGUGACUGAUGCCAGAGAUGGACAGUCAAGAACGGUUAGGCAGUUUCAGUUCACAGACUGGCCUGAACAAGGAGUGCCAAAAUCAGGGGAGGGUUUCAUCGAUUUCAUAGGCCAAGUUCAUAAAACAAAAGAGCAGUUCGGUCAAGAUGGUCCUAUCUCAGUUCAUUGUAGCGCUGGUGUUGGUAGAACAGGAGUAUUCAUCACCCUCAGCAUUGUCUUGGAAAGAAUGAGAUACGAGGGCGUAGUAGACAUCUUUCAGACGGUCAAAAUGCUACGGACACAAAGACCAGCCAUGGUCCAGACGGAGGAUCAAUACCAAUUCUGCUACAGAGCUGGCUUGGAGUAUUUGGGAAGCUUUGAUCACUAUGCAACGUAAAAGACCCAGUAUCAGAAGAUAAAAGCAGAGGACACUUUGGAAACAGAAAUCCCAGUGAGCCUCUCCUCUGAGCCAUAAAUUCCUGCUUCAGAAAGUACUCCUUAAUCCUUGCUAACAACUCAUUAAGUGUUGGAUGUGCGACAUGACUUGUCCAAAAUAAAAUGAAAACAAAAAGUAAAAAUAAAAGAGAAAAAAAAGAUGAUUCCUGCAGGACCAAGUAUUUCCCAACCCGAAUAAAACCUUGCCUUGACUCAGAGCGGGGGAAUCCUGACUGUUGAAGCACCGUGUGGAAUUACCUUUUCUGUGCUUCGAGGAUUCACUUUGGGGCUCCUAGAACUUAAUGAAAGCCGCACAACACAAAGUCAGUGGACAAUACGGCAUCUUCAGAUAAAGCAUCCGUGAUCAUGACCCAUGUACGAGAGACAUCAGAGGCACACCGGGGAGGGGGAGGAAGGAAAAAAUGUAAUGCACAUUGUAAAGAACACAAAAAUCUCUCACAAUCAUCGCAAAAGAAGAAGACGACGCCUGUCCCACAAGAACAGGACAAACUCCAAAGUAAUAAGACUUUCGUUCCCCCUUUUUUUCCUGUGUCAAAGGUCAUCAUCAACAAUUCUGGAGUGAGAGGGUAAAUGAUUUAUGAAAAAGGAAAAUAAAAAAAUAUAUUUGAUUUAGUUUUUUAGUACUUUAUUAUACAGCUGAUGUGCUUUUUUUGAACUGUGUGAAUUUUUUUUUUUUUUUUUUUUUUACAAAAAUGUAUUGCUUAGGAAUAAGUGAUGAAACAUAAUUGCGUAAACCUUUUUUUUAAGCUGUAGAACUGUUCUAGCAUUUGUGCCGUUCUCUGCAGAAUAUCUGCCUAUGUUAUUGUUUCCUCAUCCCCCCCCCCCCCCCUCUUUUAUGUUCCGUUUGUGCACCAAACAUUUAAACUACUGCAAUAUUUGUUUUUUGUUUGUUUACAUCCCAUGGUCUCACACACGGUGACCUACAUACUCCCAUACAACAAACUGGGGCUUUGUGGAAUCAACAGGGAUGAGCAAAGUAUGAAGUUGCUGCUACCGAUUAUCUUAGUUCUUCCAUGUGAUGAUGAUGAAAAGGCAGAGCCGGGUAGGUCAAAAAGAGGAAAAAACACAUUUUAUGGUAAAUAUGUAUAUCAAAAGUAUAAAUAUAGCAUAACAAAUCUAUUUAUAGGUGAAAGUUUAUGGCAAACGGAUGAAAGCUUUCAACAGUUGUGGGGGGAAUGAAGAGAUUUUUCACUGGAAUGCACAUCAGUAGGACUAAACUGUAUUCUGAUUCAGUGCAUCAUUUCUUGUGCAAUAAACAUGUGUUUGAGAUGAAUGGAAAUAAUAUUCCGUCAUGAGAUUAAUGUCCUCCCCCACCUACGGGUGCCAGUCAGUCACUGGUGCACUUUUUUAUUUUUUUGGUCCCAGCUCAUCCAGUUUGUAAGUAAAAGCAGAGGGGUCGCACAGCUCUAAUAGGGCAAGGUACAAAGACUUCACUUUCUGUUGUUCCUGCAACACAUUCAAAAGGUACAGGUGAUUUGAUUUGUUUUUUGUUUCAUUUUGUAUUUAGAGUGCCUUAUAUUUAUGCCUGUUUUUAUAAAUGUUUCAUUUUCUCAUUCAUGUAUAUUUUCUCAGUAAUCAAGGCAUUUAGUGUAACUUAUGUUUUAUUUACCUUUAGUGUUAAAAACGUGUCACAUUUUGAGAUUAUAUAUGCAAAUAAGAUCGUGUCAAAGGUUUUUCUUUUUUUCAUUUUCAGUGGCCUUACAGUGGCUGAGUGAAUUACAAGAGUUAUAAAAUCACUGACCACUACUAACCGACGAACGACCUUAUAGAUUUCAAAAUAAAGCUCCUAAAUUAUGAGAUAAGUAAAGAAAAUGUUCUAAAUUGACAUAAGGGGUGCAUGAUAAGCCAGUCCUCACAAAAGGGGUGUUACCCUGACAAUCCUGAACAGUGGAACCAUUUUUCUUUGGGUUAUUUUGUUCCCCAGCCGUCACUUGAGCAGCAUCUCGACUUUCUGAUGGCUUUGUGGAUGUGCAUUCCAGGUGCUUUCUUUCCCUUUUGUCUAUUUCAAGCAACCAUGGCUUCUGUGGUACUGUCACUUGCUUUCCUGAUUCUCUUCAUCAUGUUUUGAGAAAUUAAGUGCUAUUAUUUAAUCUAUUGGUAGUUCAAUUUUCACAGUCCAUAUGUUUAUUUUCUCAUGAAAAACUCUUUUUGUUUUGUCCAUAUGCACGGGAAAACAUAGCAGAUUGGCCACAGCUGGCCUGGUAGGAGGACUUGCACUUUUGUCUAUCUUUGUACUAUGCACUGCCCUAUUGAUUCUAGACCCAAUAAUAUAUUACUUGAACCCAUCUACAGAAACAGGAAAUCUCCACAAGCAUUCACUUUAUGUGUAUGUAAAUAACACAAGAAGAUACCAACCACUGGAAAAGACAAAAAAAAAAGUAUGUGACGAAAAAAAGAAAAGAAAAGAGCAUCCAUCCCGAUGCCGUGGUUACUCCAGCAGAUGAUUUCAGAAAAAUCUGUCCCCCAACCAUCUGUUCUUGUGGCUUUGCCAGUCAAGCUUGGAGUGUCAUCAACAGAAAUAAACAUUGUGUUCUCUGCUCUCUCUAUCUAUCUCUCGUCUGGAUGCAUAGACUGAAAAUUAAAAUGUAUUAAAAAAAAAAAAAUCACAAAAAAAAAAAAAAAAGCUUGUAAAAAGAUCAUACAAUUACCUCUGAUUAGUUGUAAGCGUAAACUGUUUCUUUUUCUGAAUGAACGGAGUGCUUUUUAUUUUCUUACUUAGGUUACAUUGUUGGAGAAAGAAGUCUGUACGAGAAUCAGCUCUUUACUGACACAAGUUCCAUUUGUUAUAAAUGAAUUCUAUUAAAAAAAUGUCAGUGUUA